GCGGGCGUGAUCCGGGAGUGGCGGGGGGUUUUGGGCGGGCGGGCGGCGGUGACGGACCAGACCGGACCCCGGCCCUCGGGCGGUUGAUUCCGCGGCGAGGCUGGGGCGCGGGGGCGGGCGAUCGGGCCACUGGAGCUGCGCCCACUGGCUGCGGGCCAUGGCCGGGAUCGACGCCAGCGAGGGCGCGGCGGCCGCCGCGCCGCCGCCGGAGAUGACGCCGGCGCAGCGUAUCCAGCAGAAGCUCAUUCUCUAUGGGGCACUGGAAGAGCAACUGCAAGAGCACCAAGAAGGCUUACUCAUGUACGUAGAGAAGCACAAGGAGCAGAUACCUGAUAUAGUGAGGCUUAUCUUGUCAGCAGGCACUGAUAUUUUGGAGGCCCGAAAACCCUCCAAGAAGGAAGCAAGCAGCAGCAGCAGUGGUGAUGCGUACAGUGAGAGUUUGUCUUGGUUGCAGUGGUUGAUGUUCAACUAUGAGCCAGAAGCGGUGCUUGAUGAUCUAGAGCGUUCCUCUGCAGGAGAGCGUGCUGUCUGUGGGUCAGUCUGGGGUCAGAGUGACCUUGCAUAUCGCUGCCGGACUUGUGAAAAUGACCCCACAUGCGCGAUCUGUGUCCCUUGCUUCCAGAAUGGCAAUCACAAGGAUCAUGAUUACUCCAUCAUGUACACAGGGGGUGGAUGUUGUGACUGUGGAGAUGCUACUGCCUGGAAGCGUGAAGGGUUCUGCUCAAAGCACAAAGGGGCUGAGCAGAUUAAGCCUCUUCCAGAGGAACUUGCACAGUCUGUAGGACCUGUGCUGGAUGUGCUUUUGCAGUUCUGGAAGGAGAGGAUGUGCCUGGUGGAACCACCCCCUGCAAAGGGUGAUGGUAGUAGCUCGUGCAAGAGGGUUGCUGAAGAGUUGACAAUGUCCAUUGCUAACAUGAUACUUAAGUUCUGCACUUGCAGUGAAAGCCUUCUUAGUUUUCUGUCCCUAAGGAUCCGUGAGUGCCAAGAUCUGUUGGAUGCAUUACUAAGAUCAGAAAGGCUGCUUGACAAGAAGGUUGCUAAAAAAUUGCAUGAGUUGCUAUUGAAGCUGAUCAGUGACCCUGCUUUUAAGUAUGAGUUUGCCAAGGUUUUUAUACGCUACUACCCUGUCACAUUUGGUGAAGUUAUCAAAGGUGGCAAUGAUUCGCUACUAGAGGAGUAUGCACUGAUGCAAACUCUCUCUGUGCAAAUAUUCACGGUGCCUACACUGACUCCAAGGCUUGUGCGUGACCGUGAGGUUAAUUUGUUGGGCGUUCUUUUUGGAUGCUUGACAGAUCUGUUUCUUUCCUGCAUCGGUGAGGAUGGUCGUUUACAGACAAACAAAUGGGGAAAUUUAUUUGACGCUUCUAUUCGAUUGCUGGAUGAUACACGCUAUGUCUUAAGUCAUGAGGAAGUUUCUAAGUAUGUUGCUUAUGAGAGGCCUGAUCUAACAAGGUCAUGGAUUAAGCUCUUAUCUCUUGUGCAAGGAAUGGAUCCUCAGAAGAGAGUGACAAGUAUUCAUGCUGAAGAUGAGAAUGAGCAUCUAUCUGCGCCUUUCGUACUGGGGCACUAUUUUGGAAUUGUCCAGAAUCUUCUGAUAAACGGAUCAUUUUCUCCUCCUGAUCAACAUGAAUCAACUGAUGUUACUGUUUGCUCCACUGCGAUAAAAGGCAUGGAAAGUGCUGAAAAUCAGCGGCAUGCAAAAGUUGGAAGGGUCUCUCAGGAGAGCUCAGUAUCCAAUCUAAGCUGCAGAGACAGUUCUUUGACAUGUGGAUUGCCAUCACCUGUUGUCUGGUUAAUGCUUCAAUGCCUGAAAGCUAUUGAAAGUUGGUUGGAACCUGACAUAGCUCUGAGAAGCAAGCUGUCAUCCCUUGAUGCUAGCAGCAGUGAUUCUCGUAAUUUUAUGGCUUCGCUUGAAGAUCGGACUUCUGAUAAGGGAACCAGUUCAAAUACAAAGAUUGGCGUGGCGGGUGUCAAGAUAAGUGAAGGAUCACAACCAGAUGGUAUUGCAGACUAUCAUGACACAUCUAGUUCUCCUGUUCAAGAUCAUUGUGACUGGAUGCAGAUUGACCAAGAAGGGAUACCUCCGGCUAGUAAUAGGACAGGCAAGGGGAAGAUGCUUGACAGCAGCAACACUACAGAUAUACAAUUGCACACUGAGAAUGCCAUUACUUAUACUCUGACUGAUGGUAGCCUUUUGUAUGCUCAUCCUGAUUCAAGAAUUGAGGAACUAGGGAUACUCAACACAAGAGGUUGGCCUCAUGUCGUCUUUGACGUCAGUUCACAGGAAACUUCUUUCCAUAUCCCUUUGCACCGCAUGCUUUCAUUGCUAUUGCGGAAGGCAAUGAAGAGAUGUUUUGGAGAGGAUGCCAGGCCAGAUGAACAUUCAGCAGUGCAAUCCUGUGAGUUCUUUUCUCAUGUACUCAGAGGUUGUGAGCCUUAUGGGUUUGCUUCAAUUGUGAUGGAGCAUCCACUGAGAGUCAGAGUAUUUUGCGCACAAGUGCGUGCUGGAAUGUGGCGUAAGAAUGGUGAUGCAGCUAUACUGAGUGCUGAGUGGUACCGCUACGUGCAAUGGCUUGAACAAGGUCUGGAGUCAGAUCUGUUUCUUCUUCAAUGCUGUGCUGCACUAUCUUCUCCAGAGUUCUUUGUGCGGACAAUUCAAGAGCGAUUUGGUUUGUCCAGUUAUACAUCUUUGGAUCUUGCCGAACGGAAUGAGUACGAAUCAGUUCUAAUGCAAGAAAUGCUAACUUUUGUUAUACAAUUGGUUAAAGAACGCCGAUUUUGUGGGCUUUCCACAGCCGAGAACUUGAAGAGGGAAUUGAUUUAUAAGUUAGCUAUUGGAGAUGCCACUCAUAGCCAGAUUGUGAAGUCUCUUCCUCGUGAUCUUUCAUCAAGCGACCAACUUCAAACUGUUCUGGAUUCGCUGGCAGUUUAUUCUAAUCCAUCUGGCAUGAAGCAGGGUAAGUAUGUACUUAGCAAAUCCUGCUGGAAGGAAUUGGACUUGUAUCAUCCGCGCUGGAAUUCUAGGGAAUUGCAAAUUGCCGAGGAGAGAUAUUACCAUUUCUGCAAAAUUUCUGCUUUUAGUGCCCAGCUACCUAGGUGGACUUAUGUUUUUAGCCCACUGAGCAGUAUUUCUAGCAUUGCAACCUCAAAGGCUGUCCUUCAGAUUGUUCGUGCUGUUCUCUUUUAUGCUGUUUACAGUGAGGCAUCGUCCACAUCACGCGCCCCUGAUAAUGUCCUUGUGACGGGUUUGCAUCUGCUUUGGUUGGCACUUGAUAUAUGUGAAUCAGAAAGACAGGUACAUGCCAACCAGUAUGGCAUGGAUGUUGUGCAGCAUGAUGAUGAAUCCUGGGUUGUUCUGUCAUCGUACUCAGAGGAUGCUUUUCCCAUAAUUACUUACUCUACUGAAGUAGUUUCCCCAGAGUCUGACAAAGUAAAGAAAGAAAGCUUAUUGACCCUGCUUGUUUCAUUAAUGCACAAAUACAAAGAAGAGAAUGAUGCCACCUUCUCUGGAUCCAAAUACUGUAAUAUCCCAUCUCUAAUUGAGAGCCUAUUAAAGAAAUUUGCCAUGUUAAGUAAGGAGUGCAUGUUUACAUUAAGACAAUUGGCACCACAUAUAGUCCCAUCUAGACCAGACAGUUCCAGUAUCAGAGAAAGCCUAGGAACUUCUUCAGAUUCCAUGGAGAAGAAAGCAAAAGCACGUCAACGCCAAGCUGCAAUUAUGGCGAAGAUGAGGGCAGAGCAGUCCAAAUUUGCUGAAAGUAUGAAGUCAUCAGAAAAUGAGGGGCAUGACGUUCCAAUGUUAGAGACAGAUGUGUCCAGUUCAACUGGUGUUGUCUCUGAGGAGUCAGUACCAGUUUGCUCCCUGUGCCGGGACUCAGAUUCCAAAAGCCCUCUAUGCUAUUUGAUUCUUCUUCAGAAAUCCCGGCUUGCAACUUUUGUUGAGAUGGGUAAUCCAUCCUGGGAUAACCCAAUUCAAGCUAACAAGACAUCUGGAUCAGUCAAAAAGGAAGAUUCAACUGAUUCCUCUGUCUCUGGUUCUUCAACUUCUGAGGAACUUGUCCAUGACACAACAGUAGAGCCAUCUUUUGAUUUAGACAGCAUGGAAGUUGAUGCCUUUCUUGAUUUUUCAAAUGAGCAACAUCCACUGAUUCGAUAUAUAUCGUCUUUCCCAAGUGGGCAUUGCAACGGCAAUGCAGAUGACACCAUCUCGCUUGAGGCAAUUGAAGCUGAUAUUUACAACUCUAUUUUAGAUGAUCUAUUUGUAUCCAGUAAUGCACAUAUUCAAAAUGCUGAGCAAACGUCGCCAUCAGCUGCUUCAAAUAUCACAUUUGAUUCCAAGAAAACAAGAAGCCCCAAGCGUUCUGUGCUGGGAACAUAUGUUAGUUGUCUAUCAGCAAAACACCGGCAUUCUUCUCUCUACGAUGUACCUUCCAAAUCUUCUGCCUCUGUUAGUACAAGUAACAGAUUUGGUCCUAUCAAUUGUGAUGGCAUCCACAUUUCUUCUUGCGGCCAUGCUGUACAUCAAGAAUGUCAUGAUCGAUAUUUGUUUUCCUUGAAACAACGAUAUGUCCGAAGACUCGGUUUUGAAGGUGGUCAUAUUGUUGAUCCGGAUCUGGGAGAGUUGCUUUGCCCAGUAUGUCGCAGAUUUGCAAAUUCCAUUCUUCCAGCAUCACCUGAUUUCUCUAGUAAAACAAUGAAGGUGAAACCAUUUGUUGAAACCUUGACACCUGAAGUAGUUACAACUACAUCACAUGCAAAAACAAGUAACUUACAGUUUCCUCGUGCACUAUCACUUCUUGAAAGUGCUGGAAAAAUUGUUGGACAGAGCACGUUUCUUAAAGCUUUAUCUGGGAAGCUUAAUGACACUACAGAGCCAGCCUUAGAACCUUCUCUUCGAAGAUUAGCUAUGCUUUACUAUUAUCGUGGUCCCAGCGGUUUUUCAGCAUCCGAAAGGAAAAGGCUCAAUCCAUCUUUGUUUCUCUGGGAUACACUAAGGUACUCCGUGGUGUCUACAGAAAUCGCUUCUCGUGGUAGGAUGUUAAGCCAGUCUAUCGACCCAAAGUCCUGCUUAGAAUCUUUGCGUGGUGAACUUAAUUCAUCAAGUGGAUUCAUAUUGUCACUAUUGUUCCGUGUUGCUCAUUCUGCACGAAAGUUGAAUCGUCUGGAGGUUCUUCUGAGAUUCGAAGGCAUUCAACUAUUAGCAGGGUCUAUUUGCUCCUGCAUUUCUGGUUAUAAAGAUGUUCUUAAUGCUACUAAGCGAAAAGGUUCUUUGCCACCUAUGGUUGAUCCAGGUGAGGGGGGCCCCCUCUUCCCUGAUGUCCAGUUUUGGAAACAAUGCGCUGAUCCGGUCCUGGCUCAAGAUCCGUUUUCUUCUUUGAUGUCAACACUUUUCUGUCUACCUGUUCAGUUUCUAUCAUCUGCUGAAUUCUUCAUCCCUUUUGUCCAUCUGUUUUAUGUUGUUUGUGCCGUUCAGGCCAUGAUAACAUGCUACAGAGAGGAAACAUUUGACCGAUCUAGCUUCAGUGACUGCCUUCUUAAUGAUGUUUGCAAGACGAUGUCGGGAUAUGAUACUGCCAGAGAGUAUUUUGUAUCCAAAUAUAUCGACCCAUCUUGUCAUCCAAAAGAUAUGGUCCGUAAAUUGACCUAUCCUUAUCUUCGAAGAUGUGCAUUGCUUUGGGAACUGCUAAGAUCAUCUGCGACAUCACCCUUAUAUGACAAUUCCAAUAUUUGGGAAGGAUCACAUCUUUACUUGAGUAAUAGCAUGCAAGAUGGAAGUUCUUCACUGACAGUGGAGCUGAAUGGAAUAGGAGAAUUGGAAAACCUGUUUCAGAUUCCGUCUCUGGACCUGCUUCUCCAAGAUGAAUCUGUACAUAUGCUGGCCUUAAAAUGGUCUCAACAUUUCUGUGAAGAUUACAGUUCCCGCAAAUAUAGAGGCACACUCUUUUCUACCCCUGCAGUUCCAUUUAGACUGAUGCAGCUGCCACCUGUCUACCAAGUUCUCCUAGAAAGAUAUAUCAAGAUGCAAUGCCCCGAUUGUGGCAUAGUGCCUGAUGAACCAGCAUUGUGUUUGCUUUGUGGCAAAUUAUGUUCACCUAGUUGGAAACCAUGCUGCAGGACUGGUAAAUGCCUGAAUCAUGCAUCGCAAUGUGGUGCUGGUGUUGGCAUAUUUCUCUUAGUGAGGAAAACAACGAUCCUGUUGCAGCGAUCUGCUCGUCUUGCCUUUUGGCCAUCUCCCUACCUUGACGUGUUUGGUGAGGAGGAUCAUGAAAUGCAGAGAGGAAAGCCUUUGUACUUGAGUCAAGAAAGAUACACAGCCCUUACAUAUCUGGUGGCAUCUCAUAGCCUCGAUCGAACUUCUGAAGUCCUUCGGCAAACGACUAUCAGCUUUUACGGAUCUGAUUGAGUGCAAUUUCCAAGAAAGGGUCUUGUGGAUGUGCAUAUCAUGGGGAACUCUAGUGCAACUUGGUGUUCAUAUUUUCCGGUGGUAACAAAAGUACUACCUCUCAUAAGGUUAAAAACUACAAGCUUAUUCUACUACUGGGUGUAACCUGGCUAUGCCUUUGUUUUCGCUUCUGAUUACUCGCCCUCUUCCAGAGGGUGUGGAUACCGCAGGCUUGCCACCAGUCUGUGCUACGGCGCCCUGCUGUCCUCUCAUGCUGAUGUACAGUUGUUUUAGCAUGCUGCUUUUCUCCAAAUAGAUGAUAGGUAGGCCUGGUGACCUGAAAUAUUUGAUGAUCGACUGCAUGAUCUGUCUGUACAGUGUAUAACACCGGAUCGGUGCAGUUUCCGAUUAUGAAAAUGCGGCAUGCAAGUGCCAUUUGGUCGCCA
Messenger RNA from Panicum virgatum (switchgrass), 6828 nucleotides. Its product is annotated as E3 ubiquitin-protein ligase PRT6-like. Gene Ontology annotation, biological process: protein ubiquitination; ubiquitin-dependent protein catabolic process via the N-end rule pathway. Bases 158 to 6403 code for a protein of 2081 amino acids. The record is from RefSeq and is a predicted model, not a curated record. The transcript is spliced from 18 exons. NCBI's taxonomy places the organism in Eukaryota, Viridiplantae, Streptophyta, Magnoliopsida, Poales, Poaceae. Gene Ontology annotation, cellular component: ubiquitin ligase complex; cytoplasm. Gene Ontology annotation, molecular function: ubiquitin protein ligase activity; zinc ion binding.